This is a messenger RNA of Heterobilharzia americana, 4163 nucleotides long. The record is from the annotation of a GenBank genome assembly. NCBI's taxonomy places the organism in Eukaryota, Metazoa, Platyhelminthes, Trematoda, Strigeidida, Schistosomatidae.
GCAUGACCUUGUGGACCUGGCGGCAUUUGAGUUGCAGAAACAGUGGUUUCAGCGUAACAUUUGCUGACUUGGGCUUCACGACCAUUCGUUUCUUAAUUUCUGAUAUAAAUCUGGUAGAAAAGUAGAAACAAUGGCGGAAGUUGUAGAGCGUAACUUGGAAGACUCAGUUGGUGAGAUUCUUCACAUACGAAAAGCAAAGCUGUUUAGCAAGUUGGAAGUUAAUGAAAUAGUCCGCAAAAGAAGGUAUCAUGAGUAUGCUCUACAGAAGCGCAAUAAACGAAUUAUUGACUAUGAUGCCUACAUUAGUACUGAACUGACAAUAAUCAAAUUACUACGUUUUCGUCGUCAGAUUGCAGAAGACAGCAGAUAUGUUGAUAAGAUUGAAAAGUCAAUUAUUAGUCGCCUUAUACGUUUACAUCGGCAAUUGUGUUACAGAUUUCAGUCUCAUAUUGACCUUUGGAUGCGUUUUAUUCACUUUUGUAAAAUUAUUGGUCGCCAUUUGUCGGUUGUGCGCAUAUGGAAUAAUGUUUUGCAAAUACAUGGUCGAACAGAUCCUAGAUUAUGGAUUGCUGCAGCUGCAUACCACCUACAUCAUGGUGUUAGAGCUGAGGCUCGUGCAGAUCUCCGCAGUUUCACAAAACAGAAAAAUGAAUUACUGCAAGCACGUAAAAGACUGCGAAGUGAAUAUUCAGUGUUGAAUCGUCAUGCAUCAAGAGAAGAGAAGCAUAAGCUCAAUGAGCUUAUGAAGGAGUUGAAAGAAAAUCAACUCUCCAUAGAUGAAGCAACUAAAGAGAUAACUAGAGAACGCCGUCUCACUUGGGAUCGAGCCCAUUUGUAUGCAAUUCGAGAAGCUCGUCAUCUGUUGACUGAAGGGAUUUCUUUAAAUCCUGAAUGUGAUCUACUACACUUAGAAUUAGCCAAACUAGAGAUUAAUGCUUUAGAUUUCUUUCGUUCUCGUAUCCUUCCACGAUAUGAAAGCUGUAAUAAUACUAUCAUUAAUAUGUCUGUAGACGACAGCAGUCUAAGUGAAUGUAUCAAAAAAAAGAAGUCGAAAUCUGUAUCAAAGAAAGCGGAAAUUGAUAAUAAACAAUUCAUGAGUUUAGUAACUGAAGAUGUUGAUUUCAUUGUAAAAGGAGGAGCUGUCAAUUUAGUCAUUGAAUCACUAUUAUCCCGUUGGGUUAACAAUACUGAAAUGUUGGAAUUAUUGCAUGAAAUCUUAUCCUCUGUUCCACAAUUAAUAGAAUCUGGUUUGAUUGAGAAAGUUGUUAGUUGCCUAAAUGAUGCUAAGGAGAUGAAGAAUUCACAGUCUAUAUUAAAAGAUGAGGUAUCGUCCUCUGAAUGUCAAGCUCAAAGCAUUCAGUCUACACUUUCUAAUCAACUAGCAGAACUUCAUAAAACAAUGAUGGAUAAAGGAGUUGAAGCUGUACUAGAGUUGUGGAAUUCAUGGUAUUUACCUUCCACAGUUCAUUCCUCACAAAUAUCAUCCCUUCGAUUGAUUAAUCCUGGAUUUCCUGAAGCUGUUGGUUUACUACGUGCUCGUUUAACUGCACUUUCAUUAUAUUCAGUGUAUAAAUUGGAUGAUCAGUUGUUGAUGACAACAAAUUCAAUGGAUACUAGUGAAGAUAAGAUUAAUUCUCAGGAUAUUUAUUACAAGAGACGACAAUAUUUGUGUUCUGAAAUCAAUAAAACUCGAUCAUUAUUCGAUUUACUAGCCACUUCACAAUGGGGUAGUCAUUGUCCAGGUAAAAUAAUAUUUCAUAAUUCCAUCUUCCCCUUAAAUGUGCUGCUUAACUAGUUCACUUAUUUUUCGACAUUUUUUUCAAGUUAUUUAUUCUGAAUGGAAGAAAACUGAAAGGUGUUCAACCACAGCACACAUUUUCUGUCCUGAGAGCACUGAACAGCUAUUUCUUCCUUGUACGGGACUCCUCAACUGUGCGCAUCCAUGAUCCUGUUUGGAAUCGACCCCAUGACCUCCAGAUCUCACGGCCAGCAGCUUACCAUUAAGCCAUUGGGUCACAAUCCAAUAGUCCACAGUUUUAUUACUUCUCUCAGUUCAUGAAAUAGGGUGACCUUCAUCCGAUGCCGUCGUUGAGUAACUGUCCUCAUGUUCGACUCGGUUGACUCCACCGGUCAUCACUUCUCAAUAGAACUUCGGGAAUCAUCUCUCACCAAUGAGCACUAAAUUAAUGCAGUUUGGUGAUGUAUAGGGAUUUAUUGAUUGACUUCAGGCUGGUAUUUAUCAUGGACUGACAUCAGUUGGAUAAACACGAGUCAUUAGUCCUUCCUAUUUUCGAAGUCAGUUAUAUUAGGAUAAGAAACGAAUGACUUAGGGCAACCGGUCAAGGUCAUCCAUAUGCCAUCUGAUAAAAUAGUCUUCUAAUUGAAAUUGGGAUCCAGUGAACAACUAGUUCUAGUAGCUGAAUGCCUAGAGCAUAUUGAAUUGCUAAUUGGAGAUCACCACUUCCGAUCGUGUUGCGACUCAGUCAUUAUCCACAUAUGUUCUGUUGCAUAAAAGAGCUAACCCGAUUGUUGUUGUUCCAUUUCAAUAUAAACUAGUUAGAUAUACAACACAAAGUAAAGGCGAAGAAUAUCAUAUUGUCUGACAACUCAGUUUCAAGAUUGGGGUAAUACAGAACUAGGUAAUAAAUGACCAUUGUAUUAAACUGACUGACUGACAAAAUCAAUGUAGAACCUUCAUACAAUUGCAUCGGCUCCAGUUACCACACUUUACAGAAGUACGCAAGGAACAGGUGGAUAGGAAAAGUGAUAUCAAAGUAGACGAAGUUAUGUAAGAGAAUAAAAAGAGCUGAAGACAAAGGGGACCCCAACUAGGCAGUCUACAUUUCCCCAAAUGAAUGAAGUUAACCGUAAGAGAUAUUCUAAACUGUUGCCACGUCUUGAUCUGGUCAUUUUGAACCAUGUUUUAACCUAAUCCAACUUCUCCUAGCAUAGCAUGUCGAGGUAGGCAAUGGUUAGGCAUGUACAGUACAUGUCCAAGCCAUAUCAGCCAAUGAAGGUUCACAACCUCAUAAAUCGACUCCAUUGAAGUAAAUAACGCAGAGCUGAUGAGACGUUGAAUUUUAUGUUUUCAGCCUCAUGGAUUUAAGGAUUUCAGCUUCUGUAUCGAAGAAAUAUAACAGAGUACAAAAGGAAAUAGUUAAAUACUUCAAGAGUAUGAUUGGUUCCUGUGACUGAUUUAUCAUCCGCAUAUUACUCACUUUUAUGAGAAUGUUCAUCCAAUAUUUAAGGUACUGACUGACAUCAGUAAAUGUACUCGUACAUAUUAACAACUAUGAACAAACGGACUGAAUUUCCCACCAUUCACAGACUUGUACACCAGACUAUUAGUCAUAUCAGUCAGUAAUUGGGAAAUAAAGUCGGAACCUGUAAUAGAUUGGUUGAGAGUUGAGCACUGGAGUCUGUAAACCACUAUUCCACAUGAGACGAUUUAAAGCAACUAUUUUUAAGCAACAAAUCAGAUCGACUUCAUUUCAAUCUCAAGAAAGUGGAGGCGCAGUCUACCGAACACAAAAUCAAGAACAGGAGCAGAUGUAGCUUCAGACCACUAUCUAGUACAAGGAACCUUCGAAAUUAAGUUGAAAGUCGUCAAAGAAUCUAGUGAUAGACCACAGUUCACGUUCAACAACCAGAACAGAAAGUGAAGGAUGAAACUACAAACAACAUCUUCCGACAGCCAUCAGCACAAAAUGGGAGACAUUAAGCAGCAUCCUUGAAGAAACCUGCGUGGAAAAGCAUUGGAACUUUUUGAAAGCUAUGUGGAAAGAAACCUGCAUAACCGUAUUAGGAAGGAAGAAGAAAGAAGACAAGGAGUGGAUCUCAAUGGACACAUGGAAGCUGAUAGAGGAGGGAGAGGAGGAUAGUUAAGCAGAAGAUGAACCAGUUCAGGGAUGAACAACGAAAAGAGAAACUGAAUACAACAUAUAAAACACUAGACAAAGAAGUAAAGAAGAGUGCGCGGAAAGAUAAAAGACACUUCUAUGACACACUUGCAACUGAAACAGAACAGGGUACUGGUGGGAGAAACCUGACAACGUUAUAUCGAAUAACCAGGUUACUAUCUGGAAAGAGACCAACGCAGAUGGAACCAAUGAAAGAUAGUGAAGGAAACCUAGUUACCGUCAAAGAGAAGAAACAAAGAAAAC